Melampsora larici-populina 98AG31 is the source of this 2719-nucleotide messenger RNA. RefSeq lists its product as uncharacterized. NCBI's taxonomy places the organism in Eukaryota, Fungi, Basidiomycota, Pucciniomycetes, Pucciniales, Melampsoraceae. Gene Ontology annotation, molecular function: proton-transporting ATPase activity, rotational mechanism; ATPase binding. Gene Ontology annotation, biological process: proton transmembrane transport; vacuolar acidification. The coding region runs from base 28 to 2598 and encodes 856 amino acids. The transcript has 11 exons. Gene Ontology annotation, cellular component: vacuolar proton-transporting V-type ATPase, V0 domain; fungal-type vacuole membrane; vacuolar proton-transporting V-type ATPase complex. The record is from RefSeq and is a predicted model, not a curated record.
AAUCACACCUUCAACUUCUCAUUCAAGAUGUCAUCUCUACUCCGAUCAGAGGCAAUGUCUCUGGUCCAGAUCUACAUUCCAAAUGAUGUAGCUCAUCCAACUGUUGCUGAAUUAGGUGAACUAGGUAGAGUUCAAUUUAAAGACCUCAACACCGAUCUCAAUCCAUUUCAAAGAGCCUACGUGGCUGAAAUUCGUAGAUUAGAUGAAAUGACUCGACGAUUGAACUUCUUUAAUUCACUCUUAGAUUCAGAAAACAUUGCAGCAAGAUCUUUAACAGUUUCUUCAUCUACUCAUCUCUUGGCUCCUACAGCUGGAUCGAACUAUGCUGCAGUACUUGAUUCACUUGAUUCUGAACUUAAAGAUCAUGAAAUUAGAUUACAAACCAUGAAUUCAAGUUAUGAACAACUUCGAACUCGACUUGGUGAACUUGAAGAAGCUAGACACGUUUUAAGAGAGACGGCUAUCUUUUUUGAACGUGCUAAUCAUCAUCCAAGUGAAAGAAGAGUAUCGGAUGUCGAUUUAGAUGAUGAUCGUGCUGGUUUACUUGAUAAUGCAGCUGAAGAAGGUCGUGGUGGUAGAUCAGAUGAAACUUCUGGAAAUACUGCUUUUGAACUUGAAUUCGUAGCAGGUACAAUUGAUCGAACUCGUAUGCCUACUUUUGAACGUGUACUCUGGAGAGUUUUACGUGGUAACUUGUAUCUCAAUUGGGCCGAGAUCGAAGAACCGCUGACAUCAUCCGUGGCCGCUCUAUCUCCGUCAGCCUCUCAGGCGGACCAAGAGAAAGCCAGUGCUGUACGCAAAGUGGUUUUCAUCAUAUUUGCUCAUGGUGACGAGUUGCUAAGCAAAAUACGCAAGAUCGCUGACUCCAUGGGUGCCAAUGUCAUUCCGGUGGAGGCCAAUGCCUCCGCACGAGAAGCAUCACUGAGAGAAGUUACAUCUAGAAUCGAAGAUAUCAGCUCAGUAUUGUAUAACACCAACCAAACUCGUCGACAAGCUCUUUCCAAUAUCGCUGAAUCGAUUGCGGGAUGGUGGGCAGUGGUUCGAAAAGAGAAACGGAUCUACGCUACUCUGAAUUUGUUUCAAUAUGAUGAAGGAAGGCGAACUUUGAUCUCUGAAGGGUGGAUACCGACUAGGGACAUCACAGCUGUUCAACAAGCACUCAAUCGUGCUACUGAGAAUGCAGGUACCACUGUCCCGGCAAUCCUACACGAACUGAGGACAUCCGCCAAACCUCCCACGUUCCAUCGUACCAACAAAUUCACCGAAGGGUUUCAAGCUAUCGUAGACGCAUAUGGAAUUGCUUCUUAUCAAGAAAUCAAUCCUGCUCUCUUCACCAUCAUCACCUUUCCGUUCUUGUUUGCUGUCAUGUUUGGAGAUAUUGGACAUGGUUUGAUCAUGUUCUUGGCUGCUCUGGCGAUGGUGAUGAAUGAGAAGAAAUUAGCCAAAGUCAAGGAUGAGAUCUUUUCCAUGUUUUACUUUGGGCGUUACAUUAUCUUGUUGAUGGGUGCCUUUGCUGUCUUUACGGGCUUUAUCUAUAAUGAUAUCUUUUCCCUUUCAUUGACGUUGGCUCCUUCAGCAUGGAAAUGGCCGGAACAUAUUUCUAAUGGUACUGUCACGGCUGAACCUACAGCCUACCGUUAUCCAUUUGGAAUUGAUCCGAACUGGCAUGGAGCGGAGAACAAUUUGAUCUUCACCAAUUCUUUGAAAAUGAAAAUGUCGAUCAUCCUUGGUGUGAUACAUAUGUCCUUUGCGAUUUGUUUACAAGUUCCCAAUCACCUGUUCUUCGGUCGCAAAAGUAGCAUCUGGGCCGAAUUUUUACCUCAAAUCUUGUUUAUGGAGUCUAUCUUUGGAUAUCUUGUCUUGACCAUUCUUUAUAAAUGGUCUAUCGAUUGGUCGCAACCGGGAAUGGGCAAUCCACCCAAUUUGUUAAACAUGCUUAUCUACAUGUUUUUAUCGCCGGGAACCGUUGAUCCUGAUGAACAGCUGUACACAGGACAAGCUUUCAUUCAAGUGUUCCUACUCUUACUCGCAUUGAUCUGUAUUCCGUGGAUGUUAUGUGUGAAACCUUAUUUAGAAUAUAAAGAACAUGAGAAGAUUGUUUCGCAAGGUUAUGGAAUCGUAGGCGGACAUGGUGAUGGAGCAGGUGGUCGUUCGAGUUUUGAUGCUGAAGAAGAAGAAGCAGGUCAUGUUGCUGCGCACGGUUCAGAUGAUGAACACGGAUUUGACAUGGGAGAUAUCAUCAUUCAUCAAUCCAUUCAUACGAUUGAAUUUGCUUUAGGUUGUAUUUCUAAUACAGCUUCUUAUUUACGACUUUGGGCACUUUCACUUGCCCAUGCACAACUUAGUGAAGUUUUAUGGUCAAUGACUAUGAAAUUAGCAUUCGGAGUUGAAGGAGUAACUGGAAUUGUGUUUACGGUGAUUCUAUUUGCUAUGUGGAUUACUUUGACUGUUGCAAUCUUGAUCGUUAUGGAAGGAUUAUCUGCUUUCUUACAUGCUUUGAGAUUACAUUGGGUUGAAAGUAAUGGAAAACAUUAUGAAGGAGCUGGUUAUCAAUUCGAACCUCUCUCGUUUGUGGGAAUUGAUGAAGGAUAUGAUUGAAGAUUAUAGGAUACUUUGGUUUAAUGAAUCUUUUGUUAUUUCAAUCUUUAUCUCUUUGCUUUUUUUGCAUAUGUAUCGAGGUUUUUUGAAAUAGAAUCAGCAACAUUUUUCUCCUUCCUCG